AUGGCCUCCCACAAAUCCCUCUCCAUUAACGCGCCGGUCAAGUCAACCCCCUCUUACGUCCGACAGAGUCUCUCCGCGACACGAGUGAUUCAUCUUCUCAACGCUGAAUCCCCCGAGCUACUUCCACCGCUUCCGAUCGUACCCUACGCACUCGGUGUAGCCCUCAGCGUGGUGUAUCGUCACUUCCGCUCGCGCCGCCUAAAGGUCCACGUCAACCGCGCCACCGAAGAACUCAAGCAAUGCGUCCGGCUUCUCGACCGAUUACGAAACUCGUGGUGGUCUGCAGGCACGACAGCUGAUCUCGGACGAGCUGUGCUCAGCAAUGCAGCAGGACGUAAUACCAACGCUGUCAACACGCCGGUACCGGUUCCAGCCGAACCCCGACCGACCGAGCCGAAGACGGAGCCGCCAGCACCGCAAAACGCACAUAACAACCAAAUGCCACCACAAAACCAGUCGCAGCCCUGGUCGCAGAACAUGGGGGAGACGCCUAUCGACCCUCGGCUCCAGCAACACCAAAAUCAUCCUCACGCCAACUCGCCCAUGAACAGUCUUCUCAACCCGAUAAGCGCUCCUACACCCGGUCAACACCCCACAAGUAGCGAACGCGCAGAUCGCGCGCCUAUGACGGGCCCUCCCGCCGGAUUUGGAUUCGCUGAGCAGUCACCGGACUGGCUGAAUUUCGACGCCGCGUUUGAAAACUUUGAAGGCUUGUUGGGAAGUAGCGGUGCGGAUCUGAGCAAUGAGUUGUUCAAGCCGUUGAACUACGAAACGUUGGAGGGAUUCUUAGAUCCGGCUGCUUAA
Molecule: messenger RNA, 804 nt
Organism: Alternaria ventricosa
Lineage: Eukaryota; Fungi; Ascomycota; Dothideomycetes; Pleosporales; Pleosporaceae
Exons: 1
Coding region: 1-804 (267 amino acids)
Source: RefSeq, a predicted model, not a curated record